Porites lobata is the source of this 6523-nucleotide messenger RNA. Lineage: Eukaryota; Metazoa; Cnidaria; Anthozoa; Scleractinia; Poritidae. The record is from the annotation of a GenBank genome assembly.
CAGUUUCUCUUGGGAGUUAAAAUGGCCCCAAGAGAAACUGAAAACAAUGCUUAUGCAAAAUUUUGGGGUGACAAACAAAGAACAUUAUGGUAUGUCAUGGUAUUUCUGGAGUGGUCAAUUGGUUUAUUGUCACGUGUCUUUAGGAAGGACUGAACAAGACUGUCUGAGACAUCGACAAAAAUACUCUGGUUUGUUCCCCGUUAAUCCUAACACAGGAGUGGAUUACUUCUAAAAAUCACGAAUUGAAGUAGCCGAAAUAACUGGUAAGCUCCUCUGUAAGUUACUUAAGGAGUUUGAAAUCAUUUGUCAUUUUGUGCUUUGGCUCUGUUCAAGUGUCAUAUGCAAUAUAUCAAAGGAUAUUGAAUCCAGAAAUUAGUCAUUUGAAUAAGGAGUCAAAAUAGCAAAGGGGAGUUUUGGUUUUUUACAGCAAAUUAAGUUAGCUCUGUUGUUGUAAAUGGGAACAUGUUCCUUUGGCAUGCAGUAAUUGAAAUCGAAAUAUUACUUCAGUUUCACGUCGUGACGCACGUCGACUGGUAAAUCGCGUGACUGUGUUGCGUGCACGUCAUGUGAUAAGGAUUUGCAAGAGUCUGCGCUGCUUACGAUGUCACGCGAAAGUUGCGAUCGGGCGGGUUUUUGUUAUUUGGGUCUUGACAGAAUAAAUUUUAUAGUGAUUUUACUUACAGUUGUGUUUGGAUGGCUGUCAAUUUUGUUCGUUUUUUUCCUCUUUAGUAAUUUCUUUUUUCCUUUACUUCUUUGCUACUCAUUUUCCCUUUUUUUGUUUUUGUUUUUCCAUUUCGAAUAUAGUAUGUUUUCAGUACAGCGUCUUCGCUUCUGCUAAUCACUGCGUUACUCGUUUAUUUAUAUGGAUUAAAAGCCCCUACAUAGUACUUGAACAACUUUUUUCUUUAUUGCAUCAAACAUUUGUCGAGAGGUGAAAGUGGCGUUCACUUCACCAUUCUAAGAAAAAUAUCACAAAACUCACAGUUUUCUGACUCGCUUACCACAUUGUCACCACUGGCUUGUUUCGAUUACCAUUUUUAUAAAUUUUACUUGUUUUUUGAAACGUUCUUUUUGUAGUUUAAAGAGUACAGAAAUGGCCCAAUCAACAGUCAAACUGGCCUUCUCAACCUUGCUAGGCAUUCUGGGUUGGCACGGUGUAUUUUUGCUGUUUCUAAUAAUCGCACUCAAGCUUUUCCUUUGGGAGCCUCAUCAGGAAUCCAACAUUUAGAUGUCCUUGUACCUGGAAUGUGGCUUAUGGUACCAUUAUGUUCCUAUUUCCUUCUCUCACCUCCUACACAAUGGCAGUCUUUGCUUACUUUCGACAAGAUAGUAACAGCGCUCCUUGGAAGGUUUUGAAGAAAUUCUACGUUAUCAAAUACUCCUGUCCUUAUUACGAUGAGCGAACUGAGUGGGAUUUUCACGCUGAUCACUGCAUUAAAUGCCGACAGCUGAGGCGCGAUUGGUCUUUGGUGAAGAUCGCUGUGUCAGCAGUUUUUUCUCUUCUCUAUCCAUUGGUCUGGCUUUCACUAAGCUUUCUUCAAACAGCUUACUACGUUUGCGCUCAUGUUGGUCCACGAAGCGACAUCCUACAAAAUGUUUGCGAUGUGACCAUCCUAAAGCCAGACGACUAUGACAUGGCCUACGGUUUGGCGGCGAUUCGUUCAAAGACCGUUGGUAGCAUUCUCUUUGUGUGCACACUAUUUUUCGUAGGGGUCUUCGUGAUACUCUAUGGUGAAAUGAAAAGUUAUUUGUCCAAAAAGUUUGACUGGGACCCAAGUGGAAAAGGUGCAUCGAACAGUCUACAAGUUCAGGUUUCCAUUCAACCGGGCCCUACAUCCGGGUCUGCUGAAACGGCUAGUCUCCAUAGCAACAGGGAUACACCUGUUGCAAUGGACUCCGCAGCUGCAGAGAACGGAAGGCCGGUACGUAUAUCACGUGGAUUUAAAUUGAUUACUAGGAGCAGAAAUAAAAUACUACGACGAGUAAUACCUUUCCAAGGAAGGAUUAUUCUCUCUUGGUCGUCCACUUUUAUGAAGUGAAAAAAUGUUCCUACAUGCCAUAGUUUUGUCGAUAUUGCAAAAAUGUACAAAAUAUACAACCAAGCAAACAAAUUAGCACCUAAAUUGAAUAGCCUAAAAAUUACUAACACUAUUUCUCAUUGUCAUUUUAGUCUCCGCAAUCAGUUAACUGCGGCAACCGAGCGAUAACUAUCAAUUUGAGCAAUGUGUUUGCUGAAACACUUCAAGGCUGUCUUCAAGACGGCGCAUGGCAAGGAAUCGACAUAUGCUGUACGCAACAGGAAGAGAGCGGAAGCCGACAUGGAUCUUACACACCGUUCCGCCAGCUUCCUCGCUCUGCACGGAUACAGCAGUAACAAGCGGGACAACCUGGUUAUGAAUCAUUACCCUCUGUGACGUAGAAAAGCUAAAACAAUAAUAAACGCUAUAAGAAGAGAAUCAAUGAAAAGAGGGAAAUAUAUUUUUUUGUUUUUUGUUGUUAAGUUGUAAUCUUUUAAUAAAGCAGUACGUUUUUUGUAGUAUUAAAAGCUUAAACCGGAGGCUUAAGAGCGAAUCCAUGCAAAAAUCGACCAAAAUCGCCGAUUCGUGGCAAGGCUCAAAAAAUCAAAAUCGCUCUUCUUUUGCAGACUGGUAGACAUUAGUAAGUAUACAAACGCUAUGUAGUUUUUUCUUCGAAAGAUCUGUUCGUUUCCGAGAAAAACGAAAAAAACCGUUUCAAGCCCUACCGUCGAUUUCGCAAGCCAAAAACAGGGUUGAAAUUCAUCAUGAUUCGCUGGACUGGCGUUCCAAUACAGCCGCGCUAGGAAGAAAACUUAUUGCUAAAAUUUUAAGUUUAACUCGUCGUUGAUCAAAAUAUAUAAUAUUUUUAGCAUUACAACAGUCUAAGUAAUUAUAAAAAAAGCUAAAGCGUACGACUACCUGAUGUUUAGCCACAAAAGGGCGUUGAAAACAACGACGAUUUUCAUCAUGUGCCUUUGAUCAGAAUUUUUUCAGAUUGCAGGCAAAUACACUACAGGCAUCAAACCAUUAUGUUAUGCAAAAAUUAUUUUGGGGAAAUAAUUUCAAGCUUCUCAGAAAUUAUUUGAAAAUCGUUUUACAGACAACAUAAAGUAACGCCAUCUUAACACAUGCGUGACCAUCGUCAGUCGACCAGGCAAAGGUCAUGAAACGUCUCUCGGAAAAAGGUUUGGUAAUAUUCACGCACAAAGUUCUAAAUGUUAAAGUACUCACCCUGUUCUUUGUUUCAGGUCUAGUUUUACGGCAAAAUGUAAAAUGUUUCCCGUUGCCAUCUGUUCAAAUUUGCCAUUCUAUAUUAAACUCUGUUUGAGACUCAUAACCAACAGGCAUGCUUUCUAACGAAGUUCGCUUAGUAAACAAGUAGUAAACCCUCUCUUCCUUAUCUGUCAACAACUUUUGUCUCAAAAUGCUGCUAGACACCGCAGAAGGAAGCGCCAAUCUGAAGGAUAAAGCGCCCAUGCGAACGUUUUGUGACUCAGUAUGCAAAUUACUGUCAACAGUAAUAUCAGAUUACAGCUGUCAAGAUCCCGGGGCCCGGGGUCUGGACCCGCUAAUAGCAGGCGAAAAGCAAACGUACAACCUGGUAUAAUAUAACAUUUUUGAAAAUGAAGAAUUUAAUUGGUAGCCUCAAUGAAGAUUUUCAUUGCUUCGAGACGUGGGCAUUAUCAAAUCAACAGAUGUCUUAACAAAAAAUUGUGUACAUGUUUUCUUCCCAUCUUCACAGAUGGAACUUCCAGUUGUUGGCUGCACGUGGGCAAUUCUGGCCUGCACGUGCGGUAUUUCAGAGUGCCUUCUUAAUAUAUGACAAAUGUAAUUUCUGCUGUGCUAAAUGCCACUUUUCGUGAAUUGAAACAAACAUUUUUGGGGAGCGGGGGGGGGGAGGGCGGCGGUGGAGUACAAAAAAAAAUAUAUAUUCGCGCAAGGCAAAAUUAAAUGAAAAAAAUUUAUGCACGCCAAUUAACCCUAAAAAAUAUUCAUGCUACGGCCUAAAACUGAAAUUCAUGAAGGAAUUUGAUAAGGAAAAAAUUUCCGCGGCACAAAAAUUCCCCACCCCUCCCCCAUAACUCUUCUAAUGGUCCGUCCCUAAUAGAUAAGAUUUCUCUUCGUGAUCCCCAGUGUCCUGCGUUCUUGUAACAUUCUGCAAGCGCAUCUGCUACUGAGCUUGAAGUCAAUGGCUUCGUCAUUGGCCAUUUCCCCACACGUUGGCUUGAAUGAGGAACAAGUCAGUCGUUUGAAGUAAAUGUAAAAAAAAAAUAAAAAAAAAAUGAAACUACAACAACAAAUGCCAUCAGAACUGGACUAUGAUCUUUAAAUUUAAAAAAAAUAUAUAUAUAUAUCUAUAUAUUUACUCUGGGGAAAUCGGGUUUAAUUUCAAACUAAGAGAAAAAGUGAAAGGUUUAUAGUAUCGGACAGAUUAGGUGGAUUGGUACCGUACCCGGGAGACUCUGGGUUAUCUAAGAGAGUUGACAACUAUGAUAAACUUUAUACAGUAUUCGUGGAUUGAAUCUAAGUGACUAAUUAGUAUAUAAUACAGUGAAUAAACCAAGAGUACCUGAACCUACAGGAAUGAGGAUACCGGUUUGCUGAUAAAUAUAUUCUGAAAUGUUCUUCCUCUAACUCUUUUGUCGGCUUUAACAGGUUUCCCUCUUCUUUCAAUUAUGUGAUUGGCGCUUUCCUGUGGAACUUGGCACGAACUGGAAUAACUGUUCCGUCGCCAUCCAAUACCGAGCUCAGAACGAUGGAAAGGGGAUAUAUUAAAAGAACUUAGGGCGCUUUCCAUUUGUCAGAACUGGCCGGCUGGACCUUUGCCUGAGUUUUGCCUAAAAACGUUCUCUUUCGAGUAUACCAUUGCGGAUUUGACUGAUCUAGCUGAAGAGUUUGAUUAAAAGGGAAAUUAUCAUUGCGACGGGAAUGGUCUGGCUGGUCAGUUCUGAGCUAAAUAAAGUCUGUUUCGCUUUCAAUACCAGAAAGAGACCAUGUCAGUCAACCUAUGCCCAGUUACGUCCUUAAUAGUUUGACAGCGACAAAGGAACAAUCUCAGUUGAUCUCUGCUUAUCCCUCCUAUCAAACGAACACAGAGUACCUACUAAUGACUCGGAGGAGCACGAACCUUCCAUAGCUUCAUCGAAGAAGAGCGCACACAAACAGUGUUUUUGCAGAGAUCUUUUUUCUUUUUCAAGUGGGAAUGAACGGUUGAAUCAAAAUAAACUAAAUUUAAUUCGAUAAUGUUAAUCAAAUGCCUAAAAUGUCAAAAUAUUAAAGAUAAUUCUCAGGUAAAAUAAUGUCAACUGCAGUAUUUUUGAAGAAGGAGGAGUAUAAAAGAUGAAUCUUCUUCAGUGUACUGGAAGUAACGGGUGAAAGUCGGUGAACCUCGUCACGUGUAUACUCGGCACCGGAAGUAGACCCUUGGCACACUCCUAUGCAAAUCAGAUUACCCGUGAAGUGAACGGAUCCACGAGCAAGCAACUUCGCUUUGUUGACAGUUAAACUACCGAGCUUUGUUUUAUAGACGGCUUUUUUAAGGUCCAGGGUUCUCAAAAUUUUAACAAACAUGAGAUGUUAACUUGAAAACAUUAGAGAAAACAGAGGGAUGAAGAAAUUACCAGAAAGCUGUCACGCACCUUCAACGGACACAUAUUCCAGCGGACUUCACGACUACGGUAAGAUAGGUGAUAAGACGGCAAAAUGAAACAACUUGGAGCUUGAAGUACAACAGAUACAGGUUAAGGUGAGCUUUUUUAAAAAGUUGUUCUAUAUAUCAAGGCUACCAGCGUCGUAAAAGGAAACCUAAAGUCAAAUUGUUGGUGGUGGUUGUGUGACUCGUGUGUUGGAUGCCGUUAUUUUAUGUUGUCUGUAACACGAAUUUCAAAUUAUUUCUGAGAAGCUCAAAAUGAUUUCCCCAAAAUAAUUUUAACAUAACAUAAUAGUUUGAUGCUUGUAGUGUUUUCCCCUUCAAUCUUGAAAAAUUCUGAUCAAAGGCACAUGACGAAAAUCGUCGCUUUUUUCAACUACCUUCCGUGGUUGAACAACAGGUAGACAUACGCUUUAGCUUUUUUAUAAUUACUGAGACUGUUGUAAUGCUAAAAAUAUUAUAUAUUUUGGUCAACGACUAGUUAUACUUACAAUUUUAGCAACAAGCUUUUUUCUAGCGCGGUUGUUUUGAAAUGCAAGUCGAGCGAAUCAUAGUGAAUUUCAACCCUGUUUUCUGCUUGCGAAAUCGACCGCGGGGCUUGAAACGGUUUUCUUGUUUUUCUCGGAAACGAACAGAUCUUUCGAAGAAAAAACUACAUCGCGUUUGUACACUUACUAAAGUCUAUCAGUAUGCCAAAGAAGAGCGAUUUUUAUUUUUUGAGCCUUGCCGCACUUUGGUCGACAUUUGCAUGGAGUUGCUCUUAACACCAGAGAAGGAGCAGUUAAUCAAAGCAACGCUAACUCACAGAACUUGUGGCUAGUUGUUAGGUUUCUACUCCUGUUCUUGUUUAAAAGGG